CUUUGCUAAGUCGCUCAAAAUAAACAAAAAAAUACUACACCACUCCUCCGCUUGGUAAGGGAAGCUAGCUGCGUGCUUACAAUAAUCGAUCGAUCCCCGUCCGCCUCAUUGCUUGUGCUUUGGUGUGGCUAGCCGGCGACGAUGGCGACGCAAGAAAAAGAAGAGGCACCCCACGCCGUCCGCCGCCGGGUCGUCUUGUUCCCGCUGCCGUUCCAGGGCCACCUCAGCCCCAUGCUCCAGCUGGCCGAGCUCCUCCGCGCCCGCGGCCUGCCCGUCACCGUCCUCCACACCGACUUCAACGCGCCUGACCCUACACGGCACCCAGAGCUUGCCUUCGUCCCGAUCCACGAGGCGCUUCCCACCUCAGCCACCUCCCCCGACGCCGACAUCGUCGCGCAGCUCCUGGCCCUCAACAGCGGUUGCGAGGCGCCCUUCCGGGAGGCCCUGGCAUCGCUGCUGCGCCGCGAGGACGUGGCCUGCGCCGUCGUCGACGGGCAGUGGUACGCGGCGCUGGGGGCGGCGAGCGCGCUCGGCGUCCCCGUGCUCGCGCUCCGCACGGACAGCGCCGCCACGUUCGGCAGCUUGCUUGCGUUCCCUCGGCUGCGCGACGCCGGCUACGUCCCAAUCAAAGAGGAGCGACGGGACGAGCUUGUGCCGGAGCUGGAGCCGCUCCGCGUGCGCGACCUCAUCCGCAUCGACGGCAGCGACGUGGACGCGCUGUGCGGCUUCAUCGCCCGCGUCGCCGACGCCGCGCGGGCCUCCGCGUCAGGGAUCGUGCUCAACUCGUUCGACGCCAUCGAGGCGCCGGAGCUGGCCAGGAUAGAGAAGGAGCUGUCCUGUCCGGCGUUCGCGGUCGGCCCGCUGCACAGGAUGUGCCCCGGGCCGGCGCCGGCGGAGCACGGCCUGCACGCGCCAGACCGCGGCUGCCUGGCGUGGCUGGACGCGCACCCGGCGCGCUCCGUGCUGUACGUGAGCCUGGGGAGCGUCGCUCGCGUCGACCGCGGCGUGUUCGAGGAGAUGGCGUGGGGGCUGGCGGGCAGCGGCGUGCCGUUCUUGUGGGUCGUCCGGCCCGGCUCCGUCCGCGGCGGCGGCGCCGACGAACCACCCAACGGGCUCGACGAGGAAGCCAGGAGCAGGGGGAAGGUGGUGGCAUGGGCGCCGCAGCUGGAGGUCCUGGCCCACGAGGCCGUCGGCGCCUUCUGGACGCACUGCGGCUGGAACUCAACGCUGGAGAGCGUGUGCGCCGGCGUGCCGAUGCUCGCGCAGCCGUGCUUCGCGGACCAGACGGUGAACGCGAGGUACGUGACGCACCGGUGGGGCGUCGGGCUGGAGGUGGGAGACGUGAUCGACAGGGUCAGGGUCGCCGAGAGGGUGAGGAUGGUGAUGCUCGGGGAAGAAGGGGAUCGGGCGACGGAGAAGGUGCGUGACCUCAAGCUGCAAGCAGACCAGUGUGUUGCUGCUAGUUUGGCCGUCGACAAUCUCGUGCGGUACGUGCUGUCACUCUGAGUCGCCGGCCGGCUUCUCUACACGAUUCUCCCCGUGAUAUUGAAUAAUGAUCUCAUCGGUGAAUCAUCGUCAGCGAUGCCCUGAGAAAAAAAAAAUGACACCGCUUCGGCAA
Messenger RNA from Triticum dicoccoides, 1618 nucleotides. RefSeq names its product DIMBOA UDP-glucosyltransferase BX8-like. The transcript is spliced from 2 exons. Lineage: Eukaryota; Viridiplantae; Streptophyta; Magnoliopsida; Poales; Poaceae. Gene Ontology annotation, molecular function: quercetin 7-O-glucosyltransferase activity; quercetin 3-O-glucosyltransferase activity. The coding region runs from base 142 to 1506 and encodes 454 amino acids. The record is from RefSeq and is a predicted model, not a curated record.